Messenger RNA from Leptosia nina, 609 nucleotides. The record is from the annotation of a GenBank genome assembly. NCBI's taxonomy places the organism in Eukaryota, Metazoa, Arthropoda, Insecta, Lepidoptera, Pieridae.
AUGCUUUACACGUGUGUAAAUACACUUGCUUGGAUUCUCUUCAUCUUCUUAAGACCUUGUAGCGGUUACGCUGAAUUUCAACAGUUUCCAGGGUUUGAUGCAACAGAAGUGGAGGCCACUCCAAGUACAAAUAAUGUUAUAACGACAACAGACUAUACUAGCACAAAUAUACCAACGAGUAGUACGGCAACAAAAGCGGCGCUAACCAUGGAAGCUGAAUGUCGUUAUAAUAAAGAACUGUACGUGCAGUGCGUAAAAAUAUCAAGUAAACAGUGCCAGCGAUACACUAAAGAUUACUUAAUAAAUCUAGAAACUCAAAGGUCAGAUGUUUUGGCACUAACUGAGGUAACAAUUUGCACUAUGUCAGAUAUGAAGGCAGAUCCAUUGCAGCUUAUAAAAGUUUUAGCCCAAGAAAAGUCUGUUCUGGACUUUGCUUUACCAGGAUUUCUAAUAUUAAUCAGUAAUUGUAAUGCUCAUUGUCAACGAUCGACAGACAAUCGCAAAAGGAAACCUACCAGGCAUAUGACGGAUCAAGACCUAGUGAUAAGGCAUUUUCUCACUAAAAAGAAUUACAUUCAACUUAUUAACGAUUCAAAGCACAAAGUCUAG